AUGUCCACUCCUAAUUCCAUUCUUCAUGGUGGCUACCACUAUUCUUUAUCACGCUCAUGGCAAGCAGAACGUAGUUUAACUAAGGACAUGCUCAUGUACCCCUUGUUCAUUACUGACGACGAAAAUGCUCUGGAGCCUAUUGAAUCACUUCCUGAACAAUAUCGUAUUGGCAUUAACAAGCUUGCUGGAUUUAUUGAACCGCUCUACAAGAAGGGGUUAAAGUCCGUCAUAUUGUUUGGCGUUCCUUUAAAGGAAGGUGUCAAGGACCCCACAGGUUCUCGUGCAGACGACCCCGAAGGACCUACUAUAUUAGCAGUUCGCUUGCUGCGAAAGAACUUUCCCAACUUAUUUGUCGCCUGCGACGUUUGUUUGUGCGAAUACACAUCGCAUGGCCACUGCGGUAUUUUACGAGAAGAUGGAACCUUGAAUAAUGGACUGUCUAUUCAACGUUUGAAAGAAGUUGCUGUCAACUACGCAAAAGCUGGAGCACAAUGUGUUGCUCCUUCCGAUAUGAUGGACGGCCGUAUCAGAGCAAUUAAGGAAGGGCUUAUGGAAGCAGGCUUAGCACAUAAGGUAAUGCUUAUUUCGUAUGCUGCUAAAUUUUCGGGCCCUUGGUAUGGUCCAUUCAGAGACGCUGCCAAUUCUGCACCUGCUUUCGGUGACAGACGGUGUUACCAGCUCCCAUCCAAUGCCCGUGGUUUGGCCCGUCGUGCAAUUAAGCGCGAUAUGGAAGAAGGCGCCGAUUGCAUCAUGGUCAAACCAGGUUUGCCUUACCUCGAUAUCGUCAGAGAAGCAGCGGAAAUUGCUGCUGACUAUCCUAUUUCUGUGUACCAGGUUUCGGGAGAAUAUUCAAUGCUUUAUCAUUCCGCCAAAGCUGGUGUCUUUGAUCUAAAGACAAUCGUACUUGACUCCAUGACUGGCUUUUUACGCGCUGGUGCUACACUCAUCUUGACUUAUUAUACACCACACCUUUUGACAUGGUUGGAUGAGGAAAAUGGGAACUAG
Messenger RNA from Rhizopus microsporus ATCC 52813, 1005 nucleotides. Its product is annotated as tetrapyrrole biosynthesis, porphobilinogen synthase. Gene Ontology annotation, molecular function: zinc ion binding; porphobilinogen synthase activity. The record is from RefSeq and is a predicted model, not a curated record. Gene Ontology annotation, biological process: heme biosynthetic process. The transcript has a single exon. NCBI's taxonomy places the organism in Eukaryota, Fungi, Mucoromycota, Mucoromycetes, Mucorales, Rhizopodaceae. Gene Ontology annotation, cellular component: cytosol. The coding region runs from base 1 to 1005 and encodes 334 amino acids.